Messenger RNA from Seminavis robusta, 1680 nucleotides. Lineage: Eukaryota; Bacillariophyta; Bacillariophyceae; Naviculales; Naviculaceae. The record is from the annotation of a GenBank genome assembly.
AUGUCAACCGAAGGAGACGAUGCAGCCAACCCCAAAUUGCCUGCUGGUAUUCCUAGCUCAUUGAUAUCCGGAGAUCAGAACGAGAUGUUACACUCUAAUUAUUUGGUAGAAACAAAAGCUGCCAAAUUAGAUAACAGACAGCAACCAGGACUGUCGCCAACCAAGACCGAUGAGAAAACAAUGGAGAAUUCAGCCGCUGCCAAGGACAAAGAAGCAAGCAACCAGAAGAGCGAGUCUGGAGAUAGUCUUACAGAGCGACCCAAUGUCAUGUCUCUGGGGAAUAUUGUUGAAGACAUACAAGCAUUGAAUAUGGCAAUCAACGCAAUGGAAGAUGAAGAAAGUCCACCAGGAGCCUUUGCAAUCGGAGGACCAGGUGCCCACCGGGGAAGUGCUUCCAGUCUGGUUAUUUAUAGCAGUGUCAGAGCAUCUCAAAGCGAUCCAGUGCACAUUGAUGAUGCCCACCUAGUGGCUCUGGAUGAAGAGAGUGCACCUGCGGAUAAUACAGAUGGCAGCCAUCACAGCAGCAACACUGAACUUGUUGAGGGUAAAGUAUUAGGCAGGAGACAACAAGACAAGCAAGGCCGCUGGAUUGGGUGGGUUGCCAUUCUUGGCUGUGCUGUCCUUGCAGUGGUAUUGAUGCUGGUCUUCCUUGUGGGGCGGUCUGAUGGUGAACUCAAAGAGACCACAAUGAGUGCAAGCAGUACUUUCACUCAAGACCAAGCCCCUUAUCCACCAUUCCAUGAUGAUCUCCCUGCCUUGGUUACCACGGGCAUUUUGGAGAACAGAUAUAGUCCUUUUUAUCAUGCAAAUGAAUGGGUCAUGAAGGAUCCCAACUUCAGCAUCUACGCCAAAGAACGAAAUCUGCAAAGGUUCUAUUUGGCCAUGAUGUACCAUGCUACAAAUGGUGAUUCUUGGCUUGAUAAUGAGAACUGGCUCAGUUAUGAAGUCUCCGAAUGCAAUUGGUUCACCAAGAGCAGUUUUGCCACCUCAAGCAAGUUCUAUGAAGCCAAUGUCUGUGAAAACAGCACAGUGAUCAACUUGAGCCUGCCAUCAAACAAUUUGACAGGGACGUUCCCAAUUUGGUACACUUACUUCAUUCCCUCACUGAAGAUCCUUGACCUUGGUUACAAUCCCAUUGCUGGUGCACUGCCACCAAUCACUUCCACUCCAGAAAUUGAAGUCUUUGUUGUUUGCCACACUGAAUUAGAGGGGGCUCCAAUCAUUAAUGCCGGGGCCUACUUCCCUGCUCUCAAGGUCAUGCGGAUUGACCAUAGCAAGAUUCGCAGAAGCAACAAGGGGGCUUUACAAUAUCUGACUCCAAACCUUGAGGUCACUAAUGUUACAGGCAAUCUUAGAGAUAAAGGCCCAAUGUUUUCAUCCAUGGGACUCCUGACUCACUUGGAAUAUCUGGGGAAUGGUCACAGAGGCUUUCUGACCAGCACAAUUGUAACUGAGAUUGGUUUGGCCAGGUCCCUGCUUGAAAUUGACUGGUCCAGCAAUCCCAGGCUUGAGGGAACGAUUCCGUCUGAACUUGGUCAACUUGCUCACUUGAGGAAGCUAGACCUAACGGACACACCUGUCACUGGGCAGGUGCCUGUUGAGGUUUGCAAGAGAGUACAAGCAGGCCAACUGGAGCUAUUGUUAGACUGUGGAACCCAGCUUGAAUGUUGUGUAGACUGA